Molecule: messenger RNA, 3932 nt
Organism: Pseudo-nitzschia multistriata
Lineage: Eukaryota; Bacillariophyta; Bacillariophyceae; Bacillariales; Bacillariaceae
Source: the annotation of a GenBank genome assembly
ACCAACUUCCAAAUACGAGAGUACCGUAAGAACAUUUCGACGAAGAAUCCUUCCCCAAAAAAUCCGAGAAACAGACACCUCUGUCAUUACUUUCUGUGGAUCUGUUCGGCCAGUACGGCACGAGUUUGUUCACAUAAAUACUAGUACACCAUCCCUUCUGGAACAGUAAGCUACAAAACAAAGCCACGGAACGGCAUUCGAUGGUGUUUUCGUUCUGGGGGGCUUGCUCRCCGUCCUGGUUUGUCCACGAACGAGGGCUUGGUUGUCGAGCGGAAAAAAUCGGCACAUUCUUUGCUCCAACGCAUUCCAACCCAGCCCGCUACACCCCGAACCAAUCUACUACCCCGGCAAGCCCACGGAACCCCGUCGUUCUCCCAAAAGGUUUCCCACCAUCGUCGUCGGCGACGACGCCACGGCCGUCGAUGUCUAUGCGCAUGGCUUUGGUCACUGCACGGCACGGCCACAGAACCAUGUCCGGUCGAGCACCCCGUUGGGGCGGGUGUGCGGGGCGGGACGGGGCGGAACAGGACGGAAGAAACGGUUCCGGAGCAGGGUGCUCUUGCAUUCCUCCUGUUCCGCCUGGCGGCUGGGGCGAUGCGGGCCACGUGCGUUCCGUACAACCCCAGGUCCCUCUACCGGGGAGUGGGGAUCCCGGGGAUUYGCGGAAGGAGUGGUGGGGAGACCGGAGCCMCGCCGCCGUUCUAGUCGACUUGCCGAGACCGAUCGAUCGGGGUGACAAGAGGAAGCGACGGAAGCCCUGUGAUAUGUUUCUUGCUAGGUCUGUUCCACUCGAUUCAGAACAAAAGCAACCAAUACAACACAACCGCACUGCUGCACGGUUGCCUUUUAUUUUUUCCUUGCUUUGCAACGACUGAUARAUUGCAGGUAUUCAAACUCUCAAAUGAAACCAACCGGUCUAGUUGGGUUGGUUGGAAUUCUUUUCACGGAUGCGCAAACAAAAAACGCAGGACUGUUCCGACCUUUCUAGAAAAAAAAUUGUUUCCGAAGCCAAGCGAGCGAAUGGAGUGUCCCGUACGGUACGGUACGUAGGUUGGUACUAGGACAAUUUUACUGCGAGAGGUUUUCGUCCUGAUGGAUUGAUGAUUUUUCAUUUUUGAUUUUACGGUUCCUGUGCAUGAUUGAAGAGUGACCUUAUUCACUAUUUACUCGUGAUUUAGGAUCACAUCCUGUUCCAAUGCAAUGUUUCUGGGCGACAAGAAGAAAUAACGCAAUCCUUUCCAGCCUGUAAGAGUACGUACGUUUGAACUAGUAGUACUCAUACCCGGAUAACCGUACCGUACUGAUCACAAUGGUACGAGUACUAACUAAUAUUAUGUAUUGUGUGGAGAACUACCACACGCAACAACUACUAGGCAGCGAAGAAGACCAUCACUAGAACUCUCAAUACUCUCAAUCCGAACCACUCGCACCGAUCACCGCAGCGCAGCACACCGUCCCAAACAAGACAAAAGUCAGCGAUCGAUUGGUUUGUUGAUCCGAAAAGGAGAAGAGAUGGUCCGGGUGGCGAAGGCCGAGACGGUUGCCGGCGGCAGCGACGACGGCGACAUCGACAUCGACUUUGGGGACGACCUCCUGUCCCUCGGAAACCCCACCGCGGAGCGAGAGGCCGCCCUGGAACGCAAGCGCAAGCGGGCGGAGCGGCUGGAACGCCACGCCGCUUCCGUCACGAACGAGCGGCAGGCGGGGGAAACAGACACCGCCGCGAAGAUCGACGACGGUUCCGGGACCGGCGGCGGGGCGGGGAACCAGGAGAAACCCGAGAACAACAAAGCCAACGGGGAUGGCGGCGAGGAAAGCACCAGCGGAGAAGAGACGGAUGGGUCGGACAUGUUCGGUGGGACUUCCUCGUCCGAGGACAGCGACGGCAGCGGCACCAAGCCACGCAAAAAGAAGGCCAAACCAGCGAAAGCCGCCGACGAAGCCGCUUCUGCCAGCACGGCAAACCGACUGGACGGCUUUGACGAUUCCGAGGGGUAUUACAAGGCAUCGAUAGGGGAAACGAUGGAGGUCGAUGUCGACGUCGACGUCUCUGGCGACGAAAACGAAAACGACGGCGCGGCCUCGUCGAAAACUCUUCAGUUCCGCGUCCUCGGGGUCAUUGGGAAGGGCGUCUUUUCGUCCGUCCUCAAGUGCUCGUGCAACGCGAGCGCGAGCGCACCGUCGCUGCCCACGGAGGUCGCGAUAAAGUGCAUCCGGAGCAACGAAACCAUGGCCAAGGCGGCCCUCGACGAGACGAAAUUCCUGGUCMGGCUCAGGGGCAGCCCCGGCAUUGUCCCCCUGCUGCUGCCCGCCGCGGGAAACCACAACCAUCCCGAUCGCCACCAGCUCCCCGGGGCGGCGCUCCGGCCCAUWGAGUUCAAGGGCCACACGCUCCUGGUCUUCCCCUACCUGCCCUACAACCUGCGGGACGUCCUGCAAAAAUUCGGCAAGGGCGUGGGGCUGGCACUGGGGGCCGUCAAGAACUACUUCCGGCAGCUCCUGGAGGCGCUCGGMCACCUCGAGGACCACCGGAUCCUCCACGCCGAUCUCAAGCCGGACAACAUCCUGGUGGAGGGGGGCUUUUCGAGGGUCCUCCUGGCCGAUUUCGGGAGCGCCCUCGAAACGACCCCCGUCCACGCCGCCGAGGACGCUGCMKCGGGCACGGGUGCCGGCGUGGCCGGGACCUACGAGGUCCUCGCGCCCUACCUGGUGUCGCGGUUUUACCGGGCCCCCGAGAUCAUGCUGGGCCUUCAGCCCCUCACGCAUGCCGUCGAUCUCUGGAGCCUCGCCGUGACGAUGGGAGAACUCUUCCUGGGGGUCGUCCUCCUCAAGGGUGCCAACAACAACGACAUGCUCCAUUCGAUGAUGAAACUGCUGGUGAGCGAGAUAUUUUGGUGGUGAUGCAAAUGCCAGUGGCUGGAAGUUGGUCGUUUGUUGUUKUUUUUUUUYCUUUUUUUGGCUCCGUUGCGUUUGUUUUUCCACACCUAGCUCACUGGUUGCGCCAACAAUUGUUCCCUUCCGUGCCGCCGAUUCAUUUCCCGAUGACGACAGGGACCCUUCUCGGGCCGCAUGAUCAAGAGCCAUUUGCUGCAAACCAAAAAACAUCCCCUGCCGGCACACUUCUCACAGGUUCAAUCCAACUACGUCUUUCGGCAGGAGACCGUCGGUGAGUUUUUUUUCCUGCGCAGGGAAAGCUAGCGGCACGCGAUGCAUGAAUCCACGGGGCAUCCAGGGUUGUUGCGCCGAGAGUUGCACCGCGGUGCGCCACCCGGCAAGAAAUGUUCGUCUCGCACCCAUUCUCUGAUUUGGUGCUUCUUACGGUCCUCCCGUCUUUCUUUCUGUCUCUCUCUCUCCCUCUUCUUUGUCUAUACCAUGGCAUUUCUCGAAAAACGACACCAUGCUCAUUUCUACCUGCGUACAUGGGUUUCUUCUCGCUCUAUCGAUCUUUGAUUGUUCUAUUUUGCUGAACAUGAUCAAUUGAAUUCAUCGAAAUCCAAAAUUUCCGCGCCAUUCCAAAACCCCACCAGAUCCGGUCCUGGGACAGGCCGUUCACAAGGAGCUAUCGCUGGUCCACACCUUCAAGCCAACCCUCCAGUCCAAGCUUCUCAAGGCCAAGAGUUCCAAGGAUUCCCGAACGGAGGUUGUCCGGUUCGCUGAUCUGCUCUCGAAAUGCCUCGUGCUGGAUCCCCACAAGCGAGUGAGCAUCCAAGAGGCCCUCUCGCACGACUUUUUUUGCUCGCAAACACAAUGAACAAGACUCAAGCAUGCCAGUACCACGGAUGCGGCGGGUUCGCCUCCCUUGCAUCCUUCGUAGCAGCAGCAUGGAAAUCAUGAAACAGAGGCAGCGUUGAAACAACAAGCACUAGCAAGAAUACCAGCAGCAUCAACUACAGUAGCAACAGCGAAUGCCAUAAUAAUUUAGGAACAGGCCG